AUGUCGCCCUUCAACAGGGCACCAGCUCGCUUUUAUGCAAUCGUAACAAGCGAUUUCAGUGGGAAAAAAGUACCCAUAUCCAAUUUUGAGCGAGAUAGAAGUAUCAAUUACAAGAGGAUUGAGGAUAACUUGGCAGUUAUUAAGGAACGCCUCAAGCGCCCACUUACUCUCUCAGAAAAGAUAGUAUACGGUCACUUGGAUGAUCCCGUAAAUCAAGACAUAGUUCGUGGCACCUCUUAUCUCCGCUUGCGUCCUGAUCGUGUCGCAUUGCAAGAUGCUACGGCUCAGAUGGCACUUUUGCAGUUUAUUUCUGCUGGACUUUCGUCCGUUGCUGUUCCGACAACUGUUCACUGUGAUCACUUGAUAGAAGCUCAGAUUGGUGGAGAGCAAGAUCUUGCGCGCGCCAAGGAAUUGAAUCAAGAGGUAUAUAAUUUCCUUGCUAGUACUUCAGCAAAGUACAACAUUGGAUUCUGGAAGCCUGGGAGCGGGAUCAUUCACCAGAUUAUUUUGGAGAAUUAUGCAUUCCCUGGAGGUUUGAUGAUUGGAACUGACUCGCAUACUCCAAAUGCUGGUGGUUUGGGAAUGGUUGCUGUUGGAGUCGGUGGAGCAGAUGCCGUGGAUGUGAUGGCUGAUAUUCCGUGGGAAUUGAAAUGUCCAAAUGUUAUUGGAGUCAAGUUAACCGGAAGCAUUCAGGGUUGGACUGCGCCAAAAGGUAUGGUAUCGGUACAACUGACAGUAGGAUGGAGGGAUUCUGUCUACGCGGGGAAUGAUGUGAUUCUUAAAGUAGCUGGUAUUCUGACCGUCAAGGGUGGCACAGGGGCAAUAAUUGAGUACUUUGGUCCGGGUGUUGAGUCUCUUUCUUGCACUGGCAUGGCUACGAUCUGCAACAUGGGUGCGGAGAUUGGUGCAACCACAUCGUUAUUCCCAUUUAACCGACGUAUGAGUGGCUACCUCAGUGCUACUCGUCGUGAUGAAAGCGCCGCAGCAUCUGAAGCCUUUGCUCACAACCUUCGUGCUGAUGAGGGUGCUGAAUAUGAUCAAGUCAUUGAGAUCAAUCUAUCGGAACUUGAACCGCACAUUAAUGGACCGUUUACCCCUGAUCUUGCUACGCCAUUGAGUAAAUUCAAGACCGCAGUUGUCGAGAAUAAUUGGCCAGCAGAAUUGAAAGUCGGUUUGAUUGGUUCGUGCACUAAUUCGUCUUAUGAGGAUAUGAGUCGUGCUGCAUCGAUAGCAAAGCAGGGAAUUGAGCAUGGCAUCAAAACCAAAUCAUUGUUUACUGUUACACCUGGAUCUGAACAAAUACGUGCAACCAUUUCUCGUGAUGGACAGGAAGAGGUUUUGAAAGAUGCUGGUGGUGUUGUUCUUGCCAAUGCUUGUGGGCCAUGCAUCGGACAAUGGGAUCGCAAAGACGUUAAGAAAGGAGAAAAGAAUUCGAUUAUCACUUCGUACAAUCGUAAUUUCACCGGACGUAACGAUGCCAACCCAGCUACUCACGCUUUUGUCGCCUCUCCUGAAAUUGUGACUGCAAUGGCGUUUGCCGGCGAUCUCCGUUUUAACCCUAUAACGGAUACCCUUAAUGAUGCUAAUGGUAAACCGUUCAAAUUUAGUGAUCCAAAUGGGUUUGAACUUCCUCCUAAAGGAUAUGAUCCUGGUCAGGAUACUUAUCAAGCCCCGCCAGAGAGUAGAAUGUCUAUACAAAUCGCGGUUGAUCCAAAUAGCCAGAGAUUGCAGUUGCUUCAACCUUUUGCAAAGUGGGAUGGUAAAGAUGCGGAAAAGUUACCUAUUCUGAUUAAAGUGAAAGGGAAAUGUACUACUGACCAUAUAUCGAUGGCCGGGCCAUGGCUUAAGUACAGAGGACAUCUGGACAAUAUCUCAAAUAACAUGUUGAUUGGUGCGGUUAACGCUGAGAAUGAUGCCGUAAAUUCUGUCAAGAAUGUUCUAACUGGAAAAUAUGAAGCUGUGCCCGAUGUCGCUCGUCAGUACAAGGCGAAAGGUAAGAAUUGGGUAGUAAUUGGAGAUGAGAACUAUGGUGAGGGAUCCUCUCGAGAACAUGCAGCGCUUGAAGUACGUCACUUGGGAGGCACUGCAGUCGUUGUCAAAUCGUUUGCACGUAUCCACGAGACUAAUCUCAAGAAACAAGGCCUUCUUCCUCUCACAUUUGCUGAUCCGUCUGAUUACGACAAAAUUAACCCUUUCGAUACUGUCUCGAUCAUCGGCCUAACGACCCUUGCACCCGGUAAGCCACUUACACUUCAAGUAAAUAAAGCCGAUGGAUCUACUGUUGAUAUUACCGUUAACCACACCUUCAACGAGAAUCAGAUUGAAUGGUUUAAAGCAGGCAGUGCGUUGAACAGAAUGGCAGAGCAGACUAAAGCAUAA
Messenger RNA from Paraglomus brasilianum, 2379 nucleotides. NCBI's taxonomy places the organism in Eukaryota, Fungi, Glomeromycota, Glomeromycetes, Paraglomerales, Paraglomeraceae. The record is from the annotation of a GenBank genome assembly.